AUGCUUUUGGCCGGACCGACGUGCGGGAUACAAGGAUGUCAUGAGUCAGUUCUGGCUCAGCAGAAACAGGGAGUGUACGACUGCGAGUAUGAAGUUGAAGCGAUGAUAAUGACACUUAAAAAAAAGAAGCUCCUGGACGGAAAGGGAAUGGUUCAAUUCAACAUAACAAGAACGAGCGGAACCAUCUUGGAAGCAGUACAAGCGGGAUUAGACUCGCAAUUCAAUGAAACGAAAAUAUUAAGUCAACUGAUUUAUCCAAAAGCAACUCGAUUUGGAUGCUAUGCACAAUUCCAUACGCAAAUACAUCUACUUUGCAUCUAUGACCAAAAGGCACAGGAAAUAGAACUAUAUGGGCGUUACUGUGAUAUCGAUGAAAAUUGCACUCUUACGCCGAAAACAAGGUGCAAGUGGGGAUUGUGCUAUGUACAGUUCGGCGUAGAUGAAAUCUAG
Necator americanus (New World hookworm) is the source of this 450-nucleotide messenger RNA. RefSeq lists its product as uncharacterized. Bases 1 to 450 code for a protein of 149 amino acids. Lineage: Eukaryota; Metazoa; Nematoda; Chromadorea; Rhabditida; Ancylostomatidae. The transcript has 5 exons. The record is from RefSeq and is a predicted model, not a curated record.